AUGGCUUCCAGAACCAAAACUGGUUUAAUGGAGACUCCUCGUAGCAAACCGUCGCCGCCAACACCGAGAGUGACUAAACCAACAGGGACUAAAUCCGAUGGCAGUUCACCAUCCCCUGUGCACAGCACUCGUCUUUCACUAGACCGUUCGCCACAAUCCGUUAACUCCAAGCCUUCUCCUGAUCGUCGUACUGCGAGAGUUCCUACUCCUCCCGAGGCAAGUAACUUGAAGCUUCUCUUUUGGAAGGGAUCUGAGCUACAGGCUCAGCUGAAUCAGAUCCAGGAGGAUUUGAGGAAAGCUAACGAGCAAAUAGCUGUGCUCAAGAGAGAUAAAGCUAAAGCUCUUGAUGACCUUAAAGGAACCGAGAAGCUGAACAAAGAAGCCAAUGAGAAACUCAGAGAGGCAUUGGCAGCUCAGCAGCGCGCUGAGGAGAGUUCCGAGAUUGAGAAAUUCCGAGCUGUUGAACUGGAGCAGGCGGGAAUCGAAGAGGUUCACAAAAAGGAAAGCUCUUGGAAGAAAGAGGUUGAGUCUGUUAGAAGCCAGCACGCUUUGGACAUCUCAGCUCUUCUCUCUACCACGGAGGAGCUCCACAGGAUUAAGCAAGAACUGGCUAUGACUGCUGACGCUAAGAACAAGGCGCUGAGUCAUGCUGAGGAAGCGACGAAGAUUGCUGAAAUUCAGGCUGAGAAGGCGGAGGUUCUGUCUUCUGAGUUAAGCCAGUUUAAGGCAUUGCUUGGCUCAGAGGAACAGAAGAAAGCUAUUGAAGGCGAUGAGGUUGUCUCUAAACUGAACUCCGAAAUCGAGAUGCUGAGAGGGAAACUUGAGAAAGUUAGCAUCGUCGAGAGUACGGUGAAGGAUCAGGAAGCGUCCAUUGAACAGCUCCACAUUGAUCUCGAAGCUGCGAAAAUGGUUGAAUCCUGUGCUAAUAGCUUAGCAGCUGAGUUGAAGAAGGAGGUUGAUCAACUUGAAAAACAAGUUGAAGAAUCAAAUAAGUUGAAGAUAUCUGCUUCAGAAUCUUUAAAUUCAGCUAUGAAGCAGCUGGAGGGAAAAAGUCAGGCGCUUCAUGAGGCAGAGUUGGAUAUUGCUGCGUUGAAAGAAAAGGUUGAGUUGCUGGUGACGACUAUUGGAAGGCAGGAAAAAGAUCUUGAGGAAUCCCAGCGCCAGGUUUGCAUUUCAAAAGAAGAAACUUGUAAGCUUGAAAAGCUUGUUGAGUCCAUAAAAUCUGAACUUGAAACCGCCGAAGAAGAAAAGCUUAGGGCUUUGCAGAAUGAAAAGACGGCAACAUCACAUAUUGAGAGCCUGUUGAAUGAAAAGACGGAACUUGCGACAGAGUUGGAGAACCGUAAGAAGGAAGAAGAGAAAAGCAAGAAAGCUAUGGAAAGCUUAACUUUGGAUUUGCAGGAAGUAUCUAUGGAAGCAAUGGAAGCUAAGGAGAAGCUCUUGACAUGUCAAGCGAAGCUUGAACAUUGUGAAACCCAGAUUGAAAGUUUGAAGUUGGCUGCGAAAGAGACAAAUGAGAAGUAUGAAAAGAUGCUUGAAGAUGCAAAAAGCGAAAUUGAUAGCCUGAAAAGUAGUUUAGAAAACACUCGGAAUGAGAUUGUCAAUUCGAAGACUGAGUGGGAACAGCGAGAACUUCAUUUGCUGGGUUGUGUGAAGAAUUCGGAAGAUGAAAAGUUGUCUGUGCAGGGAGAACUUAGCAAGGUGGAGAACUUGCUUAAUCUUAAGGAAAUUGAGGCGCAAGAAGCAAAAGAAGAAGAAGCCAAUACUAAAAAGAAUCUUAAGCAACUCGAGGAGGAGAAUAAGGAUCUUCAGGAAAGAGUUGGAGAAGCGAAAGCUGAAGGCAUGAAACUGAAAGAAAGCUUGUCGGAGAAAGAAGACGAGCUAAAGAACGCUGCUGCUGAAAACAGAAAACUCAGAGAAACAGAGGUUUCUUCUCUCGAGAAAAUCAAUGAGUUGUCAAAGGUGAAUGAGAGCUUGGUGGAGAAAGAAACAAAACUGCAGAGCAUUAUUGUAGAAGCGGUUGAGCUCAGAGGGAGGGAAACUGAUUAUCUCAAGAAGAUUGAAGAGUUGUCAGCGGCAAAUGAGAGCUUGGCUGACAAAGAAACCAAACUGUUGAGCAUUGUUGAAGAAGCUGAGGAGCUUAGAAAAAGGGAGAUUGCUUCUCUGGAGAAGAUUAAAGAGUUGUCUGCAGUGAAUGAGAGAUUGGUUGAUAAAGAAACCAAAUUGCAGAUCACUAUUCAAGAACUUGAGGUGCUGGAAGAAAGGGAGGCUGUAUAUAUCAAGAAGAUCGAGGAGCUGUCAUUGUCGAAUGAAAGCUUAGUUGAGAAAGAAGCCAAACUGGAGUCCGUUGUUCAGGACAACGAAGAGUUAAGAGAAAGGGAGUCUUCUUAUCUUAAGAAGAUUGAAGAGUUGUCAAAGGUACAUGAAAUCUUGGCUGAUAGAGAAACCAAACUCCACAGCUCUACUCAAGACAAUGAAGAGCUUAGAGAAAGGGAGGCUGCCUAUCUCAAGAAAAUUGAAGAGUUAGCGAAGCUGCAAGAAAGUCUUCUCGAUAAAGAAAAUGAGCUCGAUGGUAUGGUUCUUGAGAUUGAGGACCUUAAGGCCAAGGACUCUCUAGCCCAAAAGAAGAUUGAAGAGCUAUCAACUCUAAAUGAAAGCCUGCUCGUGAAAGAGAGCGAGUUAAAGGAUGUUGUUUGCGAAAAUGAGGAGCUCAAAUCCAAAGAGGCUUCAUCUCUUAAGACAAUAGAGGAGUUGUCCGAUCUUAAACAAAGUCUGGUUGAUAAAGAGAAUGAGCUGAAGACUGCAAUUGUCGAAAAUGAGAAGCUCAAGGCCGAAGCUGCCUCGUCGGUUCAGAAGAUUGAAGAGUUGACAAACCUUAAACAGAGUUUACUUGAUAAAGAGAAGGAGUUGCAGGGAGUUUUCAAUGAAAACGAGGGGCUUAAGGCCAAGGAAGUAUCAUCUUUGAAGAAGAUAGAUGAGCUGUUACAUCUCGAGCAGAGUUGGAUUGAUAAGGGAAACGAGUUACAAAGAAUUAAUCAAGAAAAUCAGGAGCUUAAGGUGCAGGAAGCUUCAGCGGCAAAGAAGAUAGAGGAGUUGUCAAAGAUGAAAGAGAGUUUACUUGACAAAGAAGCCGAGUUGCAGACAGUAGUUCAUGAUAACGUUGAGCUGAAGGCCAGGGAGGCUUCUGCGCUUAAGAAGAUCGAAGAGCUAUCAAAGUUGCUAGAAAAAGCUUCUUCUGCACAGGAGAAACCAGAUGAAAACGAGAAGCAUAGUGACAUCGAAAAAGAUUACGACGUACUCCCCAAAGCUGUGGGAUCUUCAAAGGAAAAUGGUUCAAGUAACCAAGAGGAGAUGACUAGGACCGAUCCUUCUCCCCACAGAACCGGAGAACAAAAAGUACAAGAAAGUCCAGUGGAAGCCAUUGAUAAACAUUUGAAAGAUGAUGACAUAGCAACCCAUUGGUCAGCUCACAAAAUGGAAGGCGUAGGAAAAGGAGACAAAGAUAAAGACUCCAUGGAAGGGGGAUUCAAGACGUGGGAAGGCUACAGUAUAGAAAAGAGAGAAGCCUCUUCAGAGAGAGAGACAGAGCAUGACUUUGCUGAAGAGGAAGAGGAAUCUAAAGCAGAAGGCAGUGAAAACUUCGAUCAGUUAAGCAAUGGCUUGCCUUCAGCAGAACACACGGAGGAUUCUGGAAGUCUGCUAUCAAAGGACCAACAGCAGAAGAAGAAGAAGCCUUUGCUCAAAAAGUUUGGAAAUUUGCUGAAAAAGAAGAGUACAAGCAGCAGCAGCAGCCAUAAAUAG
Messenger RNA from Thlaspi arvense, 3801 nucleotides. The record is from the annotation of a GenBank genome assembly. NCBI's taxonomy places the organism in Eukaryota, Viridiplantae, Streptophyta, Magnoliopsida, Brassicales, Brassicaceae.